Messenger RNA from Fusarium venenatum, 921 nucleotides. RefSeq names its product pectin lyase fold/virulence factor. Gene Ontology annotation, molecular function: pectate lyase activity. Gene Ontology annotation, cellular component: extracellular region. Gene Ontology annotation, biological process: pectin catabolic process. Lineage: Eukaryota; Fungi; Ascomycota; Sordariomycetes; Hypocreales; Nectriaceae. The record is from RefSeq and is a predicted model, not a curated record.
AUGAAGGCAUCACUCCUCCUAUCACUUCUACCCCUCGCCCACGGUGCUGUCAUCGACACCCGCCAAUCCAAGACUGGUGAUGGCAAGCAGGGCGACACAGACGCUACACAAGGCGAUCUCAGUCAAAGACCACCACCAAGAUUCCCUUUCCCCAUCACCAAGUUUCCCGUUGCCAAAGAGACAGUUGUUUUCAAGAAUGCCAAGUACAUCAUGCCCGGCGAGGUCUUUGACGGCAAGAUGAAGCGAUAUGAGCGUCCAGAGGGAAGCUGCAACGAACAGGCAGAGGGUACGGAUGCCGACACCGUUUUCAACUUGAUGCCUGGCGCGACUAUCCGAAAUGUCAUCAUUGGAAAACAUCAGGCUGAGGGUAUCCAUGCUUUGGGUGAUGCGUGGGUCGAAAAUGUUUGGUGGGAGGAUGUUUGCGAGGAUGCUCUAACAUCCAAGGGUCUCAACACACAAUUGAGAGUCAUCGGUGGUGGAGCCCGAAGUGCCACGGACAAGAUCUUCCAAGACAACUCUCUUGGUGGCAAGUACAACAUCACCGGUUUCUACGCUGAAGGCUUUGGGACAUUCUAUCAGUCCUGUGGCAACUGCCUCAACCAAGCCAAGCGCAACGCCACCAUCCAGAACGUCGUUGCCAGAGAUGGUCUUCGAAUGGGCAUCAUCAACCCCAACUUUGGCGAUGAGUUCCGCCUGAAGAACGCUCAAAUCGACAAUGUCACCAGCAUCUGUGACAAGGAGAUUGGCAACAACGUGCAGACAGUUCCUUACUAUGUUGGAAACGGACCAGAUGAGAAGUACGCCUUGUACAAUGAGACGAGGGAUAACAUCACCAAGUACAAGGGCGAGGUCAAGUUGGCUUAUGAGCCUGAGGACCCCUAUGAGUGGCUUGAGGAGUUUUGGCCCGAGGGUUUCAACUAA